Molecule: messenger RNA, 2511 nt
Organism: Cavenderia fasciculata
Lineage: Eukaryota; Evosea; Eumycetozoa; Acytosteliales; Cavenderiaceae
Exons: 1
Coding region: 1-2511 (836 amino acids)
Molecular function (GO): protein binding
Source: RefSeq, a predicted model, not a curated record
AUGACAGAUUGUGAACAACAACAAAUACAACAACACCAACACCACAACAUUCAUAAUAUACUCAAGAAUAAAUAUGUAUUCAAGUUGAUAACCAAUUAUAUUCAUGAAUACUCACAACACAGUAGAUAUUCACCUCACGGUGUCUCUUACAAGAUCGAUGAGAUACCAACGAUGAGAUGGGCGAUCAUCAAUGGUUAUGGAGGACUAUUAGAUUACUAUUCAACCAACAAGGACAAGAUUAGAUCGUUGUGGCCUGUUCUGACAAUCAACGAUAUUAAAGCAUUAUGUUCACCACAUCGAUACAAUCGGUCGUUUGCAUUCAAAUUGUCGACUUUCAAAAGAUUGUUUGAUAUCUAUAGUGAUCAGUUGGCAGGUGAUCAUAUAGUACUCGACAAUGCAGCAGAGUCUGGUAAUUUAGAACUAGUAGAGUUUUUAUUACAACAAGGUAGUACUACUACUGUGAUCACUAAUUUGGCUAUUGAAAAUGCAUCUCAACAAGGUCAUAUUACAAUCCUCGAAGCAAUAUUUAAUCAUAUCAACAAUAAUAAUAAUAAUAAUAAUUUGGAUCAUCCAAAACUUAAAAAGAUAAACAAGAUAAAGAAUGCAAAUAUAUUGACUUCUAGAGCAUAUGAUUUGGCUGCAUUUGAUGGUCAUGUUGGUGUAUUAAAGUUAUUGGAUUCUUUUGAAUGUGAUGCAACAAAGGAUGCAAUUGAUAUGGCUGUCAAGAAUAAUCAUAUUCAAGUAGUAGAGUACAUGUUGGGUAUUAAAAAGUACAAGAGUCUAUUCACUCAAAAGGCAAUCAAGAGAGCUAUCCACAACAACAAUCAUGCAAUGUUAUUGUUGUUGAUUAAAAAGGGUAGCCCGAAAAGCAAAUACCUAGAACAAGAUUCUAUCUUGUUGGCCGUUACAAACAUGGUGUAUCACAAAGAUGUAUCAUCGAGUGUCAAGAAUGAACAAACCGAGAUGAUCAAGUUUUUGGUAAAGAACAAGUACUUGAGAUCCAUCUCAUCCAACAUGGUAUCGACAUUGGCACAAUUUGGAAAUAUACAGGCACUCGAGUACCUUCAUCAAGAGUUUGGAUUGGAAAGAGAUAAUUCUAUAGAGACUUAUGUUUGCAUGAGUGGAGAUAUUGAAAUGAUGCUGUGGUAUGCAAACAAGUUGGGUGGUACAUUCUCUGAUGAAAGUGUUAGAUCGAUUGUCAAACACGGAAAUAUAGAGUGUGUUAAAUAUGCAUUGCCCGAUCCAUCAGUCAUUGGCACAGACUUGCUCGAGUUUCUCAUCCCAGAGGCAUCGACCAAAGGACAUUUGGAAAUUGUACAAUAUUUAUUCAAGGGUUUUGGAGUAGACUAUCGACCAACAACUCUGUUGGGAUUGGAUCAAGCAAUGUCGUUUGGUCAUUUGGAUGUUGUAAAAUAUUUGGCCGAAAAGAUUGACCUCGUUGCUGUGACGGAAAAGAGACCUCUAGAAAGAGGAAUCGUCCGUUCAAUUGAAGGAGGUCAUUUCAAUGUAUUAUACCAUUUUUGUCAAGAGGUUCCGGUUGCCAAAGACAUAGUGUCUGCCAAUACAAUCAUGGCUGCUUGUAAAAUGGAUUUGGGUGUGACCAAAUUCUUGUUUGACUAUUUCAAAACAUACGAUAUUAUCGUCCCCUACAUCUACCUGUCAGAGUGGAUCAACACUGCUCGUGACAAUGGACAAUUUGAAAUAUUUAAAUAUCUUGUCAGUCUAGACACUACUGUCACAUUAAAUAUCGACGCAAUAUGUAAAAAGGGUCACGUACACAUGCUAGAGUACGCACUCUUUAAAUCAGGCAUCAUCGUAGACAGCGACGACAUUGAGAUGGACAGAAAAAGACUAAAGAUGAAAAUAGAAACCAAUACCGUUUUUAGUCUUGCCGAAUUGGGUAGAGUCAAAGUGUUAGAGACACUUGUCAAAUACAAGUUGUGGAGUGCUUCCAAACCUCUCCCAAAUUCUAUUAUACCAAUGUUGUUGGAUGCCGGAUACAUCAACUUUGUCAAAAAGUCUUUAGACUCUAAAGUCUUCAACAUGGAACACAGUUUAUCUAGGGAAUGGUACUAUGUUCCCUUUCAAAGUGGCAAUGUGGCUGUUAUAGACUAUGCUGUCAAAGUAUUGGGUAUCAAAUUAACAACAACCAAGAUGAUCCUCGAUUCUGAAUCACCUCAAACCAUUACAGUGCCAUUUGUUAUACCUCCAGUGGACAAGAUCGGUACGAAUGGAUACCUACGUUCGAUUGAUUGGGCAAACAAAUUGGACAUUUACGACCACUCUACAUUUGUCACUAAAAUGGUUCCAAAACUAAUCCAAAACAAUCAUUACACCAUCGUGUCAUCUCUCAAACUUAAACCAGAGGAUUGGGAUAGAGAAAACGUUGCUCUUUUAAAUGCAGGAUGGGAUUCUAAAAAUGAAACAAUGUUAAAUUAUGUUUUAUCAAAAGUUCCAAGUAAACAUGCAAAAAAGUUUUUAGAUUGGAAGAAAAAUUAUUCUAAUCAAUAA